Messenger RNA from Hemibagrus wyckioides, 3318 nucleotides. Its product is annotated as E3 ubiquitin-protein ligase TRIM39-like. The coding region runs from base 792 to 2399 and encodes 535 amino acids. Lineage: Eukaryota; Metazoa; Chordata; Actinopteri; Siluriformes; Bagridae. Gene Ontology annotation, molecular function: protein binding; zinc ion binding. The record is from RefSeq and is a predicted model, not a curated record. The transcript has 8 exons.
AUCUACUUUUGUCAAAUAUACAACAAUACGUCUAAAUAAAUGAGUGACUUAUGAGUAAAUGUUCACAUUUCAGUCAACGUUUGAUAUCCUUCCUUCGCUCUCAGCGGAUAAACAUUGCUUUAUCGCCAUCUGGUGAAACUGUUUAGUCUCAGUUUGUUUUAUAUUGUAUGCUAUACCUCUUUUUAAAUUUAUUUCAAUAAUCAAGCAGGGAAAGCAGGGACCCUCAUACUCAUACUCACACAGAGUCAGAUUACACAAAUCACCUGCAUGUAGUUCACACCUUCAAGGUUGCCAGAUUUUUAGCAAUCAGAUCAUAACAAAAGGGUUGCCGUUUAUCUUUUGUGAUACAACCGAACAUAAAGGCAAAGACUAAAAAGAAGAGAAGCUGGCAAACAUUGAAAUAAACAUAUACACAGAUGUGAUUAGGAACAACUUGCAGAUUCAACUAAUUAUCCAAUCAACCAAUCUGUGGCAUGGUUGUUGCUGGAUUUGAGUUUUUCAGAAACUCUCUCAGCUCUCUCAGGAUACAGUGAUACUACAGUGAUACUGUAGAUACUUUCACCCUUUGUUCUUGAUUUUACCUUCCUUAUCUUACAAAGAUAAAAGUUGAGAAAGCAGUCAUACGAGUUGAUCUGCUAGAGUGAAAAAGAGAAAGAGAAAGUGUGAAUGUAAGAGCAAGACCAUCAACCCACACCGCUGUGGCACUGCCAAUAAGGCAAAGAAAGAAAAGUUAAAAAAAAUAGGAGCAAGAGAGAAGAAAAUCCCAACCAGGAAAAGGAAGAAGGAACAGAAUGGCUUAUUCAGUUUACUUUACACAUGACUCCAAGACCCAUCUGUUUCAAACGUCGUUGUUGUGUUCGACCUGUCUGGAGAUCUUCACCGAUCCAGUCACGACUCCAUGCGGACACAACUUCUGCAAGAGCUGCCUUAUACAAUACUGGGAGAAAUACCAACUCUGCUGUCCAUCAUGCAAAGAGAAAUUCAGCAAAAGACCCGAAAUCAAGAUCAACACAUCUCUAUGCGAGAUUGUCGAGCACUUAAAGAAGAAAAAUCCUCUUAAUGAAAAUGAUCUUCUUUGUGAUAUUUGCACUGGAAAUAAGCAGAAGGCUUUAAAAUCCUGCCUGGAUUGUGGUAUGACUUUUUGUACAUCUCAUUUAGAGCCUCAUAGUCAUGUUACAAAACUUCAAAAACACAAACUAAUAAACCCUUUGAAGAACUUGGAAGACUACAUUUGCCAAAAGCAUCAGAGACCUCUGGAGAUGUUCUGUAGAGACGAUCAGACGUUCGUUUGCGAGUUCUGCGUUGAAGGAGGUCACAGGAAUCACACAAUCAGUCAUAUAGAGGACGAGAGCGGACAGAGGAAGAAUCAGCUGGAAAAGACAAAGAAAGAAGUGCAAAAGUUGAUCCGGGACCGACUGGAGAAGAUUCAAGAAAUCAAGAACAGAGUAGAGCUUUGCAGAACGAACAUGGUGAGCAAGAACGCCGGCAGCAUUGAGAACUUUUCUGCCCUGGUGGAUUGUAUCCAGAAGAGUCAAUCUGAGCUGCUUGAGCUAACAGAGAAGAAGCAAAAACUAGUGGAAAAUCACGCUGAAGAACUCAUUAAAGAUCUGGAGCAGGAAAUCACUGUGCUAAAGAGGAGAGAUACUGAACUGGAGCAGCUCUUAAACAAUGAGGAUCAUCUACAUCUCCUAAAGAUUUACUCAUCUGUGUACAGACCUCCAUUAACCAACGACUGGCCUGACAUCAGUCUAAACACCGGUCUGAGUGUGAAUAGUCUGUGGGAGGCUCUGACUAAGCUCUGCGAUACUCUGUCUAAGUCACUUGGAGACAUAGAUUUGAGGCGGAUUCAGCUGUAUGCAGUGGCUAUAACUCUGGAUCCUGUUACAGCUCAUCCCAAUCUCAUCCUGUCCUGUGAUCGAAAGCAAGUGAGAUACCGAGACACACAACAAAAUCUCCCCGACAAUCCGAAAAGGUUCACAUAUUUAUUCAUAGUCCUGGGAGAGCAGGGUUUCUCUUCAGGGAGAUUUUACUUUGAGGUGCAGGUCAGUGGGAAGACGAUGUGGACUUUAGGAGUGGUCAGAGAGUCUGCUAACAGGAAGGCGAACCUUAUGAUGGUACCUGAAAAUGGGUUUUGGACCAUGGCUUUGAAGAAUGGGAACGAGUGCUGCAUUUUUCAAGCUUCAGAGAUCGUGAUCUCUCUGGGACAGACACCCCAGAAGGUGGGAGUGUUUGUGGAUUAUGAGGAGGGUCUGGUUUCAUUUUAUGAUGUAGAGGCCAGGUGUCAUAUACACUCUUUCACUGAUGAGUUGUUUACUGACAAACUCUAUCCUUUCGUCAAUCCUGGCUUAGAAGACAAUGGAAACAACUUAGCACCAUUGAUUAUCUCUAAUAUAUUAUAACAGAUUUUUCUCUUCAUGAAAUGAAAAUGAACACGUCAUUCCUGUGAUUUAGACAACAGUGUUUUUCCAUUCUCGAUACUUUUUAGUUGUUAGGUGUUGAUUCAUUUUCUAUAACAGCAGAUCUACCGGUAGUUCUGGCUGAGAAAAUUGUUUUAUAUGCAAACAUCUAUGAAAUGGUCAGAGGUAAAACUGUUUGUUUAUGUUUUCUGACAUGGGAAAGUCUUCAGGACAGAAAACCUUGCAUUUUCUUAUAUCUGUAAUGUGACAAGCUACAAUUUUUGGCUUAUUAACUGGUGACCGAUAACAAGAGCUAACUAGUUUCACAUUGUUAUAAGAGGAAUAAAAUGCUUCAAGAUGUAAUGAUAUUGGAAAACACUAAACCUUGACGUGGUGAUAAUAAAUCAGGUGACAUCACACCAACCCACUGUUGAAUAUUUUCCUAUAAGAUCAUUUCUUCAUGCGUCUUAUUCCUCACAUAAUCAUAAAAUCAUAAUCUACUUUCAGUCAAAAACAAAUUUUAAUUAAAAAUGGCUUUCAUUAAUAAUUAGUUUUCCAAUACACAGAAAUCAGUAUGUAUUAUAACAUUAUUCUACAUUAUCACUGUAUAUUAAAUAUGAUCCAUAAAUAUAAUCGGGUGCUUGUUUGGAUCUUGGAUCUUUGGAUCAUUCCUUGUAUGAGUUUUAUGAUUUACUGUAUGUGAUUGUAUCAUGUCCUUCAGGUUUCUUUCACUCAGAUAUCAGUAAAGAUGUCCUUAAUUGGAGAGAUUUAUAUUCAGUUUCUUUACAUGCAUGGGUGUUUCUCACUUUUAUUUUUCUUUUUAUACAUAACAUAGCUAGAUCUUAGUUUAGUUUAGAUUUUAGUUCCAGAAUUUAAUGAUACAAUACCACAAUAAUAGAAUAUUAUUGCUUUAAUAAAACAA